Cetraspora pellucida is the source of this 273-nucleotide messenger RNA. The record is from the annotation of a GenBank genome assembly. NCBI's taxonomy places the organism in Eukaryota, Fungi, Glomeromycota, Glomeromycetes, Diversisporales, Gigasporaceae.
AUGGAAGAGGAUUCAUGGAUCCAAUAUGAUAUUUUAAGAAAUAUAGUAACAAAUGCUGUUAAUUUGGCAAAGAAUUCAUAUUCUAAUAAUAUAAGAGUACAAAAUAGAGUUCUUGCUGUUUCUUUACAGACUAUUAAUAAUGCUUCACAAAUACAUAUUCUAUCAUAUAUUAAUAGUCACUCUGAUAAAAAUGAUAGCACUGACUCUUUAAAUCUAGAGCAGGUACAAAGUGAUCUUUCUUCUGAAAUAAAUUCUAAUAAUACUCCUAAACAG